AUGGCCGAAUUUUUGGCUCGGGCUGUCAAUGACGCCCAAAACGUCACGAAACUAAAGAACGCGCUCGACAAUAAAAUUGACGGUAUUAGACAGGAGGCGGAAAAUGGUUUCGAUACCCCGUCUUCCAUAUUCCUCGGUCCGCUGUACGACGAGAUGCUUAUCGCAGUCGCGGGCGAAGACAUGCAAAACGCUCAAAAGUGGCUCCUCGCGAUAGCUUUUGUCAUCAAAUCAGAGACUUUGCGGUAUCAAAGGGGGCUAACUGUGCCUGAAUCUGCUUCUGAGUUCUUCGAUGGUGUAAUCGCCAAGAUAUUGGACACUUUGGAAGCAUUGGAGGAUAAGCCUUCCAUCGUCAAAGAGGACUUGUGGCGCACUUUAAAAGAAUCCUUCGAGUUUAUCUUGAUACCUGACGUUGCUGCAGUGGUCAAAUGCCACAGACGGCUCGCUAACCGUGCCUUUAAAUUCGUGCUGCAAACGGCAAGUACCGAAAAUACGGAGCAGCUUACACUGCGUCUAAUUCGAUGGAUGUGCUCAACUCGAACGUUUGACAGCGAAAAGUCUGAAGAUGCCGUAUAUCUCAACCAAUUGCGGAUGCUGCAGAGCUCCGCAAACGAUCGCACAAGCAAAGAUGCAUCGGAUCUCAUGCUGAAAAAUGUUAAAACAUUGUCGAAAAGGGAUUUGAAGGCGUUGCCUGCAUUCAUCAACUCCAACAUGAAACACCUAGCAAAAGAAAUUGAGUUGGGUGCGACGGAGAACCUGGUGAGACCAUUUCAUCUCAUGAAGGCGACUUUUGACGCAUGUAGAAGGUCCGAUGCUAACGUGGUUAUCGACCUCGUGCCACUUUGGAAAAUGUUUGAGGCGUUCUUCGAACAAAUGCACACAUAUGACAGUCAAACAACCCAGCAAGCAUUUGAUUUGCUAUCGGUUGUGGCGAAAUGGCUCUGUCCUGAUCUGGUGUUGGUGAAUAUACCAUACCUGGGGGGAAUUAUCGCAAGGAUUUUCGAUCACCAUGUGGACACUCUUGUGAAACACAGCGAGAGUAUCGAAGGCCUACUUACUGUAAUGAACGAGCUGUGUCCCGAUUUCUAUCUGCUGGCCAGCGAAAAUGCCGGUCGGCUGAUUGAGACACUGAUCAGCAAAAUCGACCGCUCUAAUCUUCAGGACGCGCAUAGAUUGAUCGGUAUAAUUUCGCACGUAAACGGGGAAAGCGUUGGGCACAAGGUCGAAAACUUGAUUCUCAGGCUUGUCGAAAUCAACGAGAUACAUUGGGCUGAUGCAUCGCUAACCCAUGCAACACUACGCCUGAUUCACAGGCACCUUUCAAGGGGUGAGACCACGCACAACAAUAACCCAAUAUAA
Babesia ovata is the source of this 1356-nucleotide messenger RNA. Its product is annotated as uvrD REP helicase, putative. Bases 1 to 1356 code for a protein of 451 amino acids. The transcript is spliced from 5 exons. Lineage: Eukaryota; Apicomplexa; Aconoidasida; Piroplasmida; Babesiidae. The record is from RefSeq and is a predicted model, not a curated record.